This is a messenger RNA of Rhea pennata, 588 nucleotides long. RefSeq names its product tumor necrosis factor-like. Gene Ontology annotation, biological process: immune response. Bases 1 to 588 code for a protein of 195 amino acids. Lineage: Eukaryota; Metazoa; Chordata; Aves; Rheiformes; Rheidae. Gene Ontology annotation, cellular component: membrane. Gene Ontology annotation, molecular function: tumor necrosis factor receptor binding. The record is from RefSeq and is a predicted model, not a curated record. The transcript is spliced from 4 exons.
AUGGAGGAUCCCACGGAGAUGCCAGUCCCGGCACCGCUUGCCGCGGAGCCGCUGGCUAUGGAGCUGCAGCGUGGGGACAAGCCGGCGGCACACGUCGUGGCGUCGUCGUCGUCGUCGGGGGGGCUGGUGUGGGACGACCGCGUGGCCCCGUCGCUGGUGCGCAACGGCGUCCGCCUGCGGGGCAACAAGCUGGUGGUGCCGCGCGACGGCCUCUACUUCGUCUACGCCGCCGCCGCCUUCGCGGGCGCCCGCUGCCCGCCGCCGCCCGCCGCCGCCCGCCCGCUGCGCCUCUCCGUCUCCCGCUUCUCCGAGGAGUACCCGCGCGACGUGCCGCUGCUCACCGCCGUCCGCUCCGUCUGCCCCGGUGGCCCCGGGCGGCGGCGGCGGCGGCGGCGCCGCGGCGGGGACGACGACGACGACGGCGACGGUGACGGCGACGGGCGGCAGCUCUGGUUCGAGUCGCUCUACCAGGGCGCCGUGUUCCAGCUGCGCCGCGGCGACCAGCUGGCCGCCACCACCACGGCCGAGCGCUUCCUCGACCUGCACGGCGGCGGGCAGGCCUACUUCGGCGUCGUCGGCGUCGACUGA